AUGAGCCCUGCUGCAGAUACCAGUGAAGCUCCGUCACAGCGGAAGAUGGCUGAACAUGGCGCGGAAAAUGGGACCAAUGGGAGCUUGAAGGGUGAGAAAAAAUCAUUACCUCAUUAUGUUGAGGGGAAGGGCAGUCGAGUAGAUCCGCCUACGGCACAAUCCAACGGCGAGACUGACCAACGCCCAACCAAUGGAGACGAUGGCACAAAUGGGCAACGGAAACACGAUACGACUUUGACACGGCACCUUGUUCAUGGAGGAAACAAAAUGGUCGACAUGGAAUGCGAGCAGGGACUCGGGAUCAUAAUCGAGCAUUCACCAAACAACGGAGACACUCCUGGCCAGUUGUCGGUAGUGGAUGUGUAUGAUGGCCCCAAGGUCAAGGCUGCUUUGGUUGAGUUAUCUAAUGAUCUGUCUCCCCGGCUACCAGAGGACAAAGACAAGGUCAUGAAAUUGUCUCCUGAGAAAAUUCAGGAGCUCACGUCCACGCCAGACUCCAUACCUUACCGUCCCGUAGGACCAGAAACAAACACUGGAAGGCGAGCAACCUCGCACAACACCCAUGGGAAUGGUACUUUCGCAAGGCCGGAGUUACCAGAGUUUGUGCUUCAGUCAAUGAGCGAAAAGCCGUCGCCCGUGGACGUGCCGAAAUUGCGGUCCACUCAAGAAGUGUUACUGGGAGAUGCUUCUACCACGGCGAGUCAAACCUUCCCACUGAAUACUCAAAAUUCCUCCCUCCGUAAUCGACCGCAGCCAGCACGAACAGCUUCCACUCCGGGCUCCACGCGGCGUCAAUUGCCCGUUACCCCAGGUAAUGGCCGACUAACCCAGACAUGGGCAGCGCGUUCGAAACAGGACCGACCCGCGCUGGACCGCGAGUUGAAGGGUCACCUUAUUGCAUCACCUCAAAUUAUAGAAUCGCCCAUGUCCACACCCUUGCCAUCGUCUAUCCCCUUACCACCAGUUUCUCUGCCAACCUAUCUUCAGCUUGAGCUCGCUUCUGGUCGACCUUCACCACUAUACAUACACCGUGAUGCGUCCAACGACUUCCCCUAUGAAUCAUCACGAGUCAAGAUCGAGAGACUCAUGAACUUCAUUAUGCUUGCACCUAUGCUCGAGCAGGUGCUUUGCUUUGGGGGUCUUGCUUGCCUUGAUGCAUGGCUUUACUCGUUCACGAUAAUGCCACUGCGGUUUAUCAAGGCUGUCUAUAUCUUGGUCGAAUCAUGGGUGAUGAACCUGGGAGCUGAGAUACGGUUCAUUUGGAAAUUCGUGCUGAAUGGGAUUGGUCGAGUAUGGCGUCGGAGGAAUCAUAUUGUUGAGGAGCAGCGUGGACGCCGCGAAAGCGAAUCUGACACCACCCCUCAUCUACCUCAGGGCCCUUCUAUGGGUUCAGAUAUAGCACCAGAUAGAGACUCCAAACAGUCACAGCCGGAAGGACCAAGAAGGAAACAUCGGUCCUCUGAAUCCCGCAAACAUCACCAUAGGCGGAAGAAGUCGAUGCCCUCGGCGCUACUUCCAGACGACAAAGCGGAUAUCCUGACAGGCCUAUUGACAAUAGCCACCUGCUGUGUUUUGAUGUACUUCGAUGCAAGCCGAAUGUACCACUGGAUUCGUGGACAGGCUGCUAUCAAGUUAUACGUUAUCUACAAUGUGUUGGAGGUCAGCGACAGGCUCUUGGCUGCCAUAGGCCAAGAUGUCCUGGAGUGUCUUUUCUCGCGGGAAGCUCUAGAGCGUCGUCCGGACGGCCGAAGCAAGAUCAUCCGUCCAUUCUGGUUGUUCCUGGUGGCACUGGUUUACACAGUAUCUCAUGCACUGUCCCUGUUCUACCAGGUCAUGACCCUGAAUGUGGCAGUGAACUCAUACUCCAACGCACUGAUUACGCUACUUCUAUCGAACCAGUUUGUGGAGAUCAAAUCCACCGUCUUCCGCAAGUUUGAGAAAGAAAACCUCUUCCAGCUCACCUGUGCGGACGUCGUGGAACGGUUCCAGCUAUGGUUGAUGCUUACCAUCAUCGCUUCCCGUAAUAUCGUGGAGACAGGCGCAUUCAAUUUCGUCGGUAACCUGGGCCUGGGAUCUAGCUUCCCAGGCCAGUCCACCACAAUCAACAACAGCACACCACUGUCCACGCCUCCCCGCACAGCAUCAUCCAUCCUCCCUCAGGCGUUCACUCUGUUCCCAUCCUCUAUCCUAUCAUCCUUCAACAGCGUCAACUCCUUCAUCCCAACCAUAGCCCAAGUCCUAGGCCCAUUCCUAGUCGUUCUAGGCUCAGAGAUGCUAGUCGACUGGCUCAAACACGCCUACAUCAACAAAUUCAACAACAACCGUCCAGCCAUAUACGGCCGCUUCCUCGACGUCCUAGCAAAAGAUUACUACACCAACGCCUUCGGCGAACAAAACCUAACCCGUCGCAUCGGCCUACCCGUCAUCCCUCUCUCUUGCCUCUUUUUCCGAGUUUCCGUCCAAACCUACCAAAUGUUCCUCGCCGCCCUUCUCCCCCAACACCCCUCCUCAACAGCAAACGGAGCAACAUCCCUAACCUCAAUCCACAAUAAUUAUGCCCCUUCCCCAAUGACCUCAGCCCCACCCUUGACGUUCGCAACUCUUCUCCCGGCCUCCGCCGCCCACGUCAGCGCGUUAUUCCGCACACUCCUCGAAAACGCAAUUCCGUCCCCGGCACAGUCGGUACAUAUCUUUACCGGCAUCUUGCUACUGACCGGAUUCAUCGUCCUGCUCAUCUUGAAGCUCUUACUGGGGAUGGCUCUGCUGGCGUUUGCACGCUCCCGGUACAGGAAGAUGAAGUGUCGUGAGAACGAGCGCAAACAGUCCUCGAAUCACCAGUCUGGUACUGAGAGUGGGGCACCUCGGACUCGGGAUUUCUAUGUUGAGGGCAGUCAGCGCGUUGGCGGGUGGGGUGUUGUGGAGGUUGGUGAUGAGAAGAGGAAGUUGAUCUAUGCGGAUGAUCCGGAUGGAUUGAAGCGGUUGAAAGAGAAGGAGGAGAAGGAUAAGAGUAAGGAUGGGGAGUUUAAUGUUGAUCACGUACAGCGGUAUGAGAUGAUUGCUAAGAAGAUUUGGUGA
This is a messenger RNA of Penicillium vulpinum, 3075 nucleotides long. Its product is annotated as TAPT1 family protein. The record is from RefSeq and is a predicted model, not a curated record. The transcript has a single exon. Gene Ontology annotation, cellular component: endoplasmic reticulum membrane. Lineage: Eukaryota; Fungi; Ascomycota; Eurotiomycetes; Eurotiales; Aspergillaceae. Gene Ontology annotation, biological process: maintenance of protein localization in endoplasmic reticulum. The coding region runs from base 1 to 3075 and encodes 1024 amino acids.